AUGAGGUGGUUUUCAGUGGGUAUCAAGGUAGUUUGUUUGCUUUCAAUGAUGUGCACAGUGAGUGGCAUUGGUGCAAACUGGGGCACACAGGCAUCCCACCCUCUUCCCCCAGACACUGUAGUUAGGCUGCUGAGAGAAAAUGAAAUUCGAAAGGUUAAGCUUUUUGAUGCGGAUUAUGACACAUUGAGAAGCCUGGGCAAGUCUGGGGUUGAGGUCAUGGUUGGUAUUCCUAAUGAUAUGCUUGCAUCUCUGGCCACCAGCGUUAAGGCUGCUGAGAAAUGGGUUUCCAAGAAUGUCUCAGCACACGUCUCCUCCAGUAAUGUCAAGAUCAGGUAUGUUGCAGUUGGAAAUGAACCUUUCUUGGAAACAUACAAUGGUAGCUUCCUCAGAACAACCUUCCCUGCUCUGCAGAAUGUCCAGUCUGCCCUGAUAAAAGCUGGCCUUAGCAACCAAAUAAAGGUGACUGUACCCCUCAAUGCUGAUGUCUAUGCAAGUUCAAAUGGGCUGCCAUCAGGUGGUGACUUCCGAACUGAUAUCCAUGGGUUAAUGCUUCAAAUUGUCAAGUUCUUGAGUGACAAUGGUGCCCCCUUCACCGUGAACAUUUACCCCUUUAUAAGCCUUUACAUUGACUCCAACUUCCCUGUUGAUUAUGCGUUCUUUGAUGGCAAUGCAUCACCUAUUGCAGAUGGUAGUUUAACCUACUACAAUAUGUUUGAUGCAAAUUAUGAUACUCUUGUGUGGGCCCUGCAAAAGAAUGGCUUUGGAAACUUACCAAUCAUAGUUGGAGAGAUUGGAUGGCCAACAGAUGGAGACCUGAAUGCUAACAUAGUUUAUGCUCAGAGGUUCAACCAAGGUUUCAUGUCCCACAUAUUGGGUGGCAGAGGAACUCCAAUGAGACCCGGUCCAAUUGAUGCUUAUCUAUUCAGUUUGAUUGACGAGGAUGCUAAAAGCAUUGAUCCAGGAAAUUUUGAACGACACUGGGGAAUAUUUACUUUUGAUGGGAUAGCAAAAUACCAGCUUAACCUUGGCAGCACAAAUUCAGGGUCCUUAGUUCCAGCAAAAGGUGUGCACUAUUUGGAGCGCAAGUGGUGUGUGAUGAAGCCAUCAGCGAACCUUGAUGACCCACAAGUAGCACUAAGUGUGAGUUAUGCUUGUGGACUUGCCGAUUGCACCAGCCUUGGUUACGGAACAUCUUGUGGCAGCUUGGAUGCUCGAGGAAACAUUUCUUAUGCAGUUAAUAGUUACUACCAGAGGAACAAUCAACUUGAUGUAGCUUGCAAGUUUCCAAACCUUUCAAUGAUCACCAAAACAAACCCAUCAGUUGGAUCUUGCAGAUUUGAGAUAAUGAUCGAACCAUAUUAUGGCGGUGCAGGAAGGCGAUUCGGGUGCCUCCAAAAGCCUCUAAGCCUGGUUGCACUUAUCAUUUUCUUUUCACUAACCGUUGUGUGA
This is a messenger RNA of Prunus armeniaca (apricot), 1449 nucleotides long. The record is from the annotation of a GenBank genome assembly. NCBI's taxonomy places the organism in Eukaryota, Viridiplantae, Streptophyta, Magnoliopsida, Rosales, Rosaceae.